This is a messenger RNA of Didymodactylos carnosus, 2255 nucleotides long. Lineage: Eukaryota; Metazoa; Rotifera; Eurotatoria; Philodinida; Philodinidae. The record is from the annotation of a GenBank genome assembly.
CAAUAUUGGGGAGCCCAACGUUCCCCUAUAAAAACCACCCCCCCGACACUUAAUUUCCCCCCCCCCCCCCCCCCAACAUGUCCCGCUGGCUAUAAACAAGUUUCUCAAACAUUUUGCUAACGUUAGAUAGUAAUGAAAUAUUAGUAAUGAUACAUUAAAUUAUACAAAAGACAUUCAUCGAAGUCAAUUUUUCAAAUUGAAAACAAUUUUUAGAAAAGUUGAAGAUGCUGGUAAUGAUACAAAUAUCGAUGAUCUUGUUGAAAUCUUAAAAAUUCUGAUUCAUAUUCAAUCAUUGAAAUUUCCCAAGCAAAAGAAAAAAAUCGAUAAGCUAGCUACUACCUAGCUGGAGCUAGCUAAAUGUACCGCUUUACCUAGGUUGAGCUAGCUUAUCGAUUUUCUCUUUUGCCUGGGUUCGUUUGGAAUGUGCUAUAUCAAUUCUAACUGAUUUAAACAAUAAUAAUAAAAUUUACGUCAAAGGAACAGUUAUAAAAAAGUUUCUUGAUAGUAAAAAUUGUGGAAGUGAAGCUCUUUUAAGAUUAGCUCAAACAUAUAAUAUUCAUUUACUAAAAGAUAUUCCUGAUGAUAAAGAGAAAAUUUUAUUAAAAAUAUGUGAUUAUAAUUCAAAUUUUAAAUCAUUCGUUAAUUAUUUGCCGAAACUUGAAAUAGAAUUUAAUAUUGAUAGUGAAUUAACUCCUAGUUUCAAUAUUCCAUAUUAUUUAUCAGUAAUAUUAGCUGAUAAACGAAAUGAUAAUGAAAAUAAAGAUUAUUCCGAAGAAGCGAAUGAAAUUCUUAUGUCAAUUUUAUUUAAAGUAUUUAAUUGUUCAGAUCGAUCAAUUAAACAUUCUUUAAACGGCUUUAGUAUAACAAAUAAAGAAAGUCUUUAUGAUAGAACUAAAUAUGCGGGAUUAAUUAUUGAUAACUUUAUUCACUAUGAUUUAAAUCAAAUAAAUCACAUUGUUAGAUCGACAAGAUCUGAAAAAGAAAUUUUAAAGUUAUUUGAUCAUUUUAUGACACGAAAAAAUGGUGUUAGUUUAAAAGACUGGAGAGAAAAUACAAAUAAAUUAAGUGAUAAAAUCUAUUUCUUAUAUUGUUAUCAUAAGUAUGAUUGGACACAUUUAGAUACAUUAUAUCAAAAAUUAAAUUCCAAUGAAAAGUACAAAGUUAUUGAAGAUAAUAGAGAGAAAAUCGAGAAGGAUUAUGCUACGAACAAAAGUACAUUUCAUUCAAUUGAAAUCAAUUAUCUUCAACAUAAUCAAGUCGGUAAAUCAUUAAUAACAGCUGAAACAGCAAGACGAAUUGUGGUAGCAAAUGGAUAUGAUCAAAAGCAUAAAGUCUUUGUCAUAACUUGUUACAAUCAUUUAGCGAAACGAGAUCAUAAGAAUUAUCAAAAAUAUUACGAACAUUUUGGUAUUAAAACAAUGUAUUGUUCGUCAGAAAGUUCAACGAAAGAAUUUAGUGAUAAAAAUGUGAUCCAUACUGAUUUAGAAACAUAUUUUGGUGUCUUAAGAAAUGAAGGAUAUAAUACCUUGAAAAAUCGCGAAUCAUCAAUUAAGUUACCGGAAAUAACUAAUGCUGUGUUGAUUAUGGAAGAAUUUGAUAAUUUAAUAUUGGAUUUAGACGAACAUCUUCAAUAUGUUCAUGAUUUUGAUGUCAAAACAUUAGAUCCGAAUGCAAAUUUUAAUAGGAAAGAAGAUUUCGAAAAAUUAUUUGUUAAAGUAUUCAUUAAGAAAUGCAAUUCAGAAUUUGCGAUAAAGACAUCCUUAAAUCGCGAAAUCAUUGAGAUAAAAACGGAAAAUGAUAUUGCUGAAAAUAUUUAUAAAAUUGGUAAAUUAGGUUCGAUUACUUUAGCAACAAGAAUUAUUGGAUGUGGCGCCGAUAUAAAAGUCGAUAAAAGUAUCGAAAAAGGUUUACAUUUAAUUUUAACGUAUUAUCCUAAAAGAGAAAACAUUUAUACACAAAUGCUUGGUCGAACUGCAAGACAAGAUGAAAAAGGUUCUUAUUCGGAAAUUUUUCGAGAAAAGCCGAGUUUUUCUGCAGUUUUGAAAAAAGAUAUUAAUUCACGAAAGAAAAAAAUUCAUGAAACCGCAGAAUUUUUUUAUCGUGAAUAUCGUCCGAACUCAAAGAGAGCAAAUGUUGAACUCGAUUGGCCUUUAUUUUUCGCAUUAAUACAAUCUUUAAAAGAAGAGGAAAUAGAGCAAUGUAAACAUCUAGAAGAUUUUGUCAAGAGAGAAUUUUUAUGGUUUAUAUCUUUUUAA